CUAAUUUUUAUCCUCACAGGUACAGAAAAUCGUUUUUAUUCAAAGUGUGGUGGUUGCAAUGAGGACAUUCGAGACAAAUAUCUUCUUCAAGCAUUGGGCAAACUGUGGCAUGUCUACUGCUUGCGUUGUUGUGACUGUAGGGAAACGCUCGAUGAAGGAACGUGUUUCUUCCGUGAUGGAGACAUUCUCUGCCAAAUAGAUUUUUUCCGGUAAGCAAUAAUUGCCUUAGAGUAUCAUGUAUGUCUGAUUGACAUUAGUACCAUAUAAAAAAUUUUUGUGCAUAUGUGUAGCUCCUUUUUCACAUGCGACCAUUAAUAUUUUCAAUCGUUUUUUCGUUCGCCGCUAUCAUAAUUUAAAAAUCAUAUCAAUUAUGGAUUCCGAAUUAGAACAGCAGUUCUAAUUUUGAUGUGCAAAUUAUCCUCAUUAGCGUAAAAUACAAACUUUUGGGUUACUUCAUCAAUUCAUGAAGUGUUCCUUAUUGUUAAAACAAUCUUUUCACCUGGCAAAGGCAGAUGUAUGCUUUUUUCGUUGUACAAUGUCGUUCCGCGUGCGCGAAGGCUGUCUCACCCUUAUGCAAACACGUUUCAGCACGAAAGUUUAAGUUUACAGGUUUUAACCUAGCUUCUUUUAGGGGAGAAUGUUCAUUUUGUUGCAGUUCAAAAUGAGGAGUUUCAUCGUCAAGAUAAGGGUCAUUUUGGAUUUCUCAAACGUCACUGCCUUUACUUUGAACUAGAAUAAGUAAAUCUUUUUCGUCAACUUUUAAAACUAUCUGACAGAAAGCUAGUCACCACUGAGUGUAUGUCUGGGGGAGGGAGGGGAAGUUGUUGGACAGUGAUUUUUAAAUUUUUCUAUUUGGAGUUUAAGUUACUUUCUGAGCAGUCAUACCCUUUUGAAAAUAUCUCUUUCUAGAGUUUCGAUUUCUCAGUUUUACAGAUGAAAGCAUUUCGAUCAGUUGUUGGCUUCAGUUCAAUUCACCAUAUAAAAUAGACCAUUUAAAACUAAAAAUUACUUCUUCAUGAUAUUGUUUACAGCCGGUACGGGAAAGCUUGUUCGAUUUGCCACGAAGGCAUCUCCCCUCAGCAGAGCGUGCGAAAAGUCAAGGACAAAGUUUACCACAUCACCUGCUUUUCUUGCGUUUCCUGUAAGAGACAGCUUUCAACUGGUGACCUGUUCUACAUGCUAGAAGACGGCAGGGUAAUCUGCAAACAGGACCUUGAUGAAAGCAAAUAUUCAGGUGGGCUAAUGUGGCAUACAAUACUUAUAAAUAUGCUCAAAACUGAACUUAGAAUGAUUUUGAAGUAAUUCCAACCAAUCAAGUGAAAAAAAUGUUUCAGAUAACUACGAAGAAUAACUGACUUGAUUAAAAAGAACUUUUAAACACCUUUAUCAGAUGAGAAAGCAAUUGAAUAAGCUAAAUUUUAAUUUUUUUCUGGUUACUGUUAUGUUUCAAUACACCCAUGUUGCCAUUCAACAUCACAAUCACCCAAAUCACAAUGUUGAAAAGGAACAGGAAAUUCUCUUGUAACACUGUUAUGCGGAAAUUGGUCGUAAAUACGUCCUGAUUUUUCUGAUUUUUGUUUAGUUUUACUAUUUCUUAUUUUUUCUCUUUUAAGUCCAAAAAUAAAUGGGUUAGCGUCCAGGAUAUCAUUUCAAGCUAUUUUGUUCUCAUUGAAUGAAGAAGUGACAUCCUAAAGGUUUUACCGUUUGAUUUUAAAAUCUUACGGAAAUUAGACCUUGUAUUGGUCAAAAGCGAUUUAAAGAAAUAGCAUAAAAUUGCACUUGGGGACCUCCACGAUAGAUUCAAACAAAACAUCUCAUUAUUCUUCAAAUAACUCUAUGAAGUGCUAAGUAGAAUGUAAUGAUGUCUAGAAAGAAAGAUAAGGGGAAAGUAAUUAGGAGCCACCUGAAAGCUUCGAUGUAUUAAUUACUUCACCAGAAUCUUUGUACCUAACGUCACAUUUACUCCCUUUAAAUCAUUUCACGCUUAAAAAAUUUUACGUCUGCACAGGGAUAUUAAAGUUUCAGAUUAGCUAUUUAACUUGAAGAUGUUUCAAUAAAUCCUGACGGAACUUCUGUAAAUAAAUAAUGUCUCAGUGGAUGGCAUGCGAGUCUACAAACUCAGUGAUGCUGUUAAUACUUGAAAUUUAUAGUAUAAAACAAAACUGCGUUUUGUUUGUAUGAAAUGUCAGUAGUCAUUGCCUUAAAUGCAGUUUCAGGAGACUCCAACCAAUCAUCACCCUGUGAAUCGCCAUCCAUCAAGGGCAAGCGAGUACGCACGUUUAUUACAGCUCAACAGCUGAAAGUACUGAAAUCAGUUUACCUGAGUACCCCUCGCCCUGAUUUGGCCGAGCGCCACAGGAUCUCCGAAGUGACUGGGCUUGAUAUGCGAGUUGUGCAAGUAUGGUUCCAAAAUCGUCGUGCGAAAGAGAGGAGACAGAACCACAGAGAUAAGAACCCCUGGAUAAACCAUUUCAAUAAAAUUGCCAAGAGGCGAUCUCUUUCCCUGGAUUUGUCUUCCACAAUCGGUGCUACAUCCUAUCCGGAAGGCCAGGUUUCUGGUAAGAUACACUCUGAUGUAUGAUUUGUAAAUUGGGCCUCUUUGCAUAGGCAAGUAGAAAACGAGGGUUAACCUCUCUGAAAGAGUUUGUCGAACGGUUGAUUGAGGUCAAACGAUAGCUUUUUUGUCGCCUCUGUCUGGUUAAGUAUUCAGAGUCUUUCCCUCGAAUGAAACACAACUUUACUCUCUUGUUUCGGACCAACCAGAAGCGUAAAAAAUUAUCCAAGAUGUAUCAACUCUCACAGGGUUUCGAUGAAAAUAACCCUAGUUACGUUGACACAUUACUUUCGGAUUUUAUGUUUCUUGUUGCAUUCACGAGGGCUGAAGCUUUUAGAUGCUUGUUUCUUAGAAGCAUUAAUUUUAUACUGCAUGGCGAGAAAGGAUGAGCUGAUCAUUUUCCGAACCAACUCCGUCAUCUCCCAACAUGAUCUACAGAAAAUAAGAAUUUUUUUUCAAGACUCCAAAAAUAGUUUUCGAGCUAAAGUGGUUUGUUUGAGGCUGGCGGUGAAAUAUAACAUGCUCAUCAUCAGGUGACGUGUUUGAUGGCCUAAUCUAAAGGGAAUGAUUAUAGUUUACUGUAAGAUUGUUCACGAACAUUCUAUCAAAACGAAAUACAUAUUUCUUGUCAGCGUUUUCUACCUGUAGUGCUGCCCAGCAAACAGAAGCCGUCAACCAGUCAGCCAUAAUGGACCCAAUGUCUUCCUUAGCCAUGCGAAGAGUGGCGAGUGCCCCUGUGUCACCUUCUGUCACUUCUGGUGCAAGAUUCUCUUUCGCUUUCCAUUCACCUAGCUUUCCACCAGUACACGAACUUCUGGAGCUGUGCGAGGAGGAGCUGCGCACCCUGAUGCAUCAACCUCCAGCCUGCACUCAGCUAAGCCCCACUCAUAGCUACUACGCUGACUCGGAGAGUGGACUCUCCAAUAUAAACACGCCAAUUGAUGAACGCUAUUUUGUCUUCCCAGAUACUAGCACACCCAGCAGUAGUGCCUAUCCCUCGUCCUCUCUAGCUUUCUCUUUUGAUCCUGUGGUGACUAAUACCUUGAGUAGUGCAACGCGUCCGUGA
Messenger RNA from Pocillopora meandrina, 3620 nucleotides. The record is from the annotation of a GenBank genome assembly. NCBI's taxonomy places the organism in Eukaryota, Metazoa, Cnidaria, Anthozoa, Scleractinia, Pocilloporidae.